UUCUCCUCCUUCUCCUGCCUCUGGGCCGAGCUGGGCCGGGUGCUCUUGGCCAGAGGAAGGCCGGCAGGGCAUGGCUGAGCCCCCCGUCCUCUGCUGGGGGGCUCUGGACCGGAGGCGAAAGGAGCAGGUUUCGAUCUUCUCUUAAAUCUGUUGGAGGCUUUGGAUUAUCUCUAAUAGAGGUUAUCGUUGCAGAUUAUUGAACUUAAUUCAGAAGAAUACAUUUCCAGGUUUGCUGGUAUGGGUAAUCUUCUUAAAGUCCUUACCAGGGAAAUUGAAAACUACCCACAUUUUUUCCUGGAUUUUGAAAGAACCAAAUGGGAAAUCUUUUAAAAGUUCUCACUUGCACAGAGUUUGAUCAAGGGCCAUUUUUUUUCCUUGACUUUGAAAAUGCUCAGCCUUCAGAUGGAGAAAGGGAAGUAUGGAACCAAGUCAAUGCUGUCUUACAGGAUUCAGAAAGCAUGCUGUCCGACCUGCAGUCUUACAAAGGAGCUGGACAAGAGAUUAGAGAUGCAAUACAAAAUCCAAAUGAUAUCCAGCUUCAGGAAAGAGCCUGGAAUUCAGUGUGUCCUCUGGUUGUGAGGUUGAAGAGGUUCUACGAAUUUUCUCUUCGACUAGAGAAAGCACUGCAGAGCUUACUGGAAUCUUUGACUUGUCCUCCCUAUACACCAACUCAGCACUUAGAGAGAGAACAGGCCUUAGCAAAGCAGUUUGCAGAGAUCUUACAUUUCACUCUCCGCUUUGAUGAACUCAAGAUGAGAAACCCAGCAAUUCAAAAUGACUUCAGCUAUUAUCGGAGGACACUGAGCCGCAACAGAAUAAACAACAUGCAUCUCGACAUUGAGAGUGAAGUGAACAACGAGAUGGCUAAUAGAAUGUCCCUGUUUUAUGCAGAAGCUACACCGGUGCUGAAAACUCUGAGCAAUGCCACAACACGUUUUGUUGCAGAAAACAAAACUUUGCCACUCGAGAAUACAACUGACUGUCUGAGUACAAUGGCCAGUGUAUGUAAAGUCAUGCUGGAAACACCAGAAUACAGAAGUAGAUUCACCAGUGAAGAAAGCCUUAUGUUCUGCAUGAGAGUCAUGGUUGGCGUCAUCAUUCUGUAUGACCACGUUCAUCCUGUGGGAGCUUUUUGCAAGGCCUCCAAGAUAGAUAUGAAGGGUUGCAUAAAGGUUUUAAGGGAAGAGCCACCAGACACUGUUGAAGGACUCUUGAACGCACUCAGGUUCACCACGAAACAUCUGAACGAUGAAUCUACUUCAAAACAAGUUCGAGCUAUGCUUCAGUAGCACCCUCCUUUGACAAAUGGACUUUUGUAUUAUUUAGAGAACAUGUUUGUUUACAUAAUUUAAUAGUGUGUGGUGUUAAUACAUAUGCGUAGUUUACACAAUAGAACAACUGGUUUCUUCCUGUUGCUGUAAUAUGUGGACUUUGUAUCAAUAACAUGACUGACUGACUGUAGCCACAGCAACUUCUUUAUAUGGCUAGUCUUGAUUUUCAACCGUUUUAAAAGAUACCUUUAAUUUGAAUAUAUGAAUAACAACAUGGUCUAUGUGCCUUGCUUUUUUGUUGUUGGUUGGUUGGGAUUUGUUUGUUUGUUUUUGUGGAAGUAUGCAGAAGUUCUUUGUUGUGGUUUCUGAGCAGUUCCACAAAUGGGCAUGCCAUAGAGCUUGGAAGCAUAACUUUGUGGCCUAUAACUCCUGGAACCCUUCAAUCAGAUGGCCAGUGGAGAUAUUGGGGAUUCUGACAUUAGUAGUCCAAGAAGGUAAAUGUUUUCAAGCUCUGGCUUAUAAAGACCGUGGUGUAUAGAAUCUUGUACAGGCUGACAGGACUUGAUCACUCUUCCCUCAACUAAAUCUGUAGCCAUUGAGUGUAUCACACAAUGGAUACUGAGUACAUUAGUCCCUUUGACACUAAUACACAGAUUGUGUAAGGUGUUGAGGCCCUCUGUUUAGGUGGAAGGGGUCUCCUUUUCCUGAUAACUUAAAGAAGUUAUGCAAAGGGGCCUGCAUAUGUACAUCUAAUUUUUUUUAAAAAAAAUACAACAAACAACAAACAAACUAAGCCUUCUGUAGUCAUAUGUCUGCAGAGUGCCUUUUGGCAAGUAAGUGUAAUAUGAAUUAUUGAUACAAAGAAAUAUUGGUCUGGUUCAGAUGUAUAUAUCUUAGCUUAUUGAGCCAAGAUAUGCAAAAGCCUUGUGCCCACACAUUCUAUAAUUGUGCCAUUCAGUCCUCCUCCUCUGCAUGCUGCAGUUCACCAUGGCUGUUUCAUCCAGAUUGGGAAACUUCUCAUUACCAGAACUGAAUCAAGCCUAGAUCUUAAAAUAACUUCAAACUGUUGGAGGAAAAGAGUGCACAGACAAAAUACUGGAGAACAAAGCUCAUAUAUAUCUCAGCUUAGGGCAAAACAUAACAAACAUCUGAAUCAGGCCAAUAUGUGGGAAUGCUCAGAAGUCCAACAAGAGGUGGGCAGCACUGUUGUAUAUAUCUUUACCUGGUUUUGUAUGCUCUCAUUAUAAAUUGCACUGAGAUUGGCUUUGUUCUAUAUGAAAUUUCUUGCUUUUCUCUUUAUGCUUUUCUUCACUGCUCAGAGAUCUCUGCAUGUGACAGGUGAUGCCACUCAUAUUUAUUAACCAGACAGUGUACCAGACUUGGUGUUCACAUGUUCCCUCACUGUGGAAAUCUGUUGAUGCAGGCUUAGAUUCAGCAUAGGCCUCCUAGCCCAGCCUAUUUAUAAGUCCCUAUGAAGUCGUUUGGGAAUCACAAGGACGAAACUUCCCGAAGAACCAAUUCUUUUGGGCACCAUUUGUGAAAGAUUUAUUUAGCGGAAGCUUCACAUCAUUUGAGGCUCACUGCAAGCCAUUUAAACUCAGUCACUUCUUUUAAUUGUUUUGUAUAUUUUAAUGUUUUCAGUUGUCCUUACAGAGUUUCUGUUGAGCCACAUGACAGGAUGUUAGAAAAUUACAAAAUAAACAAUAAGCUGUUCUCUGUUUUUUA
This is a messenger RNA of Sceloporus undulatus (fence lizard), 2996 nucleotides long. RefSeq names its product CYFIP related Rac1 interactor A (gene CYRIA). NCBI's taxonomy places the organism in Eukaryota, Metazoa, Chordata, Lepidosauria, Squamata, Phrynosomatidae. The transcript has 14 exons. The record is from RefSeq and is a predicted model, not a curated record. Gene Ontology annotation, molecular function: small GTPase binding. The coding region runs from base 315 to 1289 and encodes 324 amino acids. Gene Ontology annotation, biological process: regulation of actin filament polymerization.